Helicoverpa armigera (cotton bollworm) is the source of this 5152-nucleotide messenger RNA. RefSeq names its product zinc finger protein 184. Gene Ontology annotation, cellular component: nucleus. The record is from RefSeq and is a predicted model, not a curated record. The transcript has 3 exons. The coding region runs from base 443 to 2782 and encodes 779 amino acids. Gene Ontology annotation, molecular function: RNA polymerase II transcription regulatory region sequence-specific DNA binding; DNA-binding transcription factor activity, RNA polymerase II-specific. Gene Ontology annotation, biological process: regulation of transcription by RNA polymerase II. NCBI's taxonomy places the organism in Eukaryota, Metazoa, Arthropoda, Insecta, Lepidoptera, Noctuidae.
AAAUGGAAAACAUUAAUAACUGUCAAAAUUAUAGUGCAAAGUGGAAUGUUUAGAUUUUAUUAAUUUGCACUAGAAUUUGAAAUUUUAUAAUAACUAAGCUAUUAUCAGUGUCACAAAUGAAUACAAUAAUCGUGUAAUUCUCGCAUGAGCGUAAAACCCCAUGCAAGUAGCUCGUGUGAAUUACGUAUGAACGUAAUUUUCAGUAUAAUCAGCGGUGUUAGCUAAUUAGUGAUUCUUGUAUUAAAAUUACGUUCAAUAAUCGGCGACUGUAGAUAAUGAAGCAAUGUUCCGGUCGUGCCUUUAGCUGAGUAAAUGAAAAUAAUAUGUUUUGUAAUAGCUUAAUGUUGUGUAUGUUAAUAUAAAAUAUUUGAUCGAAGGCGUAAUGGAUACCUGUGUGUAAGGGGACUCUGAUUGUAAGCAAUCUGAUUCUAAUAAAAUAAAGAUGGCAUCCCCAAGCUACCCCACACCUUCCGAGAUAGCUGAACUGCAAACAGACACCAUAAUAAAAGAAGAAACUGAAAUAGACAAUCUACCUGAAGAUAUUCCACUAGAUAUAAAGACAGAAAUACACUUAGACGAUACCAGUAUACAUGAAAGCUUAGACAACCCUUUCAGUAAUGUUCAUGUAGAAGUAAAGCAAGAAUCGAUAUCGGUGAGCAUCGAAAAAGAGGGUAGCGAUAUUGACGAUGGUUGUACAAAAAUGGAUGAUGUUUUUCAUCCAAAAGAAGAACUUGAACAUUAUGUAUCGGUACCUAAAUUCGAAAUGGAUUGUGUAGAGAAUGGAGUAAAACAAGAACCAGUUGUGGGUGAUGAAUCGUUGGUGACGUAUGACUAUCCGAACUUUGAUGAUGAUGUCGGAAGUAUGGAUAGUAAUGAAGCAGCUGCUUUGAAUCAGGUUGAAGCCUGUUUGCAGGAUGAUAUGAAUAUUAAAUGUGAAGAUGAGGAUUAUGAGCAAAAAGAAGAUUACGACAAAAUAGACAUCAAAGAAGAAUCUGAUUUAACAGUCACAGAAACACAUUUAAUAUCAAACAAAGUUAUAAACACCACUUCAACUAUAACAAACCCACACGACGGCCUUAUUGAAUCUAAAACCACUAAAACUUUAGUCAUGGAAAUACUUCCCAUGAGCCAGACAAAUAUGGGAUUCUCCAAAAUUGGCAACCCAGAAGAAAUUUUGCCAACCACAUAUGACAAUGGUGAUGAUUAUAUGGACUAUCAAGAUUCAUUCCAACUAAAUUCCAUCACAGGUAACGUAUUAUCGCUAGAACAAGAGGCAUACGGCCUCCUUAAAGCCAAAGGUAAAAAGAAGGAUUUAGGAGAAGCUACUGUUACCUGUCCAAAGUGCCCAAAAACUUAUAGACAUAAAAGUCUUCUCAAGAGACAUUUGGCAGUCCACGAUGGCAUAGAGAAACGCGCUCAAGGCCACAUACGAAGUCAGAUAACAAGAAAAGACAAUAGAAAUAAGAAGUUAAAAGCAGAACUAGAAAGCCAAUUAGUCAAAAAAGAGGAAAAAAUCAAGAAGGAAGGUUACGAAUGUACUUGUGGCCAAACUUUUCGAAGGCGAAGUCGCAUGGAAACUUGCUUGAGGUCCCACAAUCUAUUUUCUGAUACUAACACGUAUCCUUGUGUCUCUUGCAAUAAGCAGUUUAAGAACAAAGAAGAAUUAGCUUUACAUAGAAAACGGCUACAUAGAAAGAGAUUUCCUUGUAAGUUCUGUCCUACAGAUUACCACACGAGAAAAGAACUGUUCAAACAUUUACAAGUUCACCAAAAAGUCCAAUUAAUGGAGUACAAAGUUAUUUCCGAAGUAGUCAAAGGGAAGCAGAAGUUAAAAUGUUUUAUGUGCAACAAAAGUUAUAUGGAACUGUCCGACUUGAAAUGCCACGUAAUGGAUGAUCACAAGGAGCCUUAUAGUUGUCCACGAUGUAAAAGAACAUUUUCGAAAAUUAUCGAUUUUGGCAACCACACGAAGACUUUCCAUCCCGAAGUUGAAGGGCAAUCCGUUUUAGAUGUAUUAGAAGCCUUUUCUAAAUUAGUCAAAGCUUGGAAAUGUGAGGAAUGUGGCCUACAGUUCCAUGAGGCUGAUAAACUGGCGAUGCACCAAAUUGAAAAGCACAGUCCUGAUGUAAAAACUGAGAUGCAAUUUCAAUGUACGGAUUGUCGGAGAGUUUUCGUCAGUCAGAAGGGUCUAACUUCGCAUAGACGCAUACACCAUAGCACGGAAACUGUGGAAGAAACGGAACCAGUCGAACAAGGAGUCAUGUGUUUAGAAUGUCGGAAAAUAUGCAAAGAUAUGACUGCCUUACUCUCUCACAUGAGAUUCCACAAUCCUGAUAGAAAGUAUCCAUGCAAAUUCUGCGAUUUCCGCUUCGCAACCCCCGAAAAGAGGAAAGCUCACGCAGAAAUACAUACAGGCGAUAUGAAAUACGUCUGUUUUAUCUGCGAAUACCAGUGCAGUUCGGAAAAUCGACUAAAACAACACAAACUAUCGCCUAAACACAUAAAUAUGAAGGAGUUUUUACUGACGGGGAAACCUAUAGUUCAGGAAGCCCAGUCUUCGGCUAAACAGGAGAAGAUUAAAGAGACUUUGAGGAAGAAAGAGUGGGGGGUUAAAGAGAAGAAGAAAAAAGAGAAAUCGAGAAGUGAGUCGUGUAGUGAAGUGGCUUGUGACAUUUGUGGGGACAAGUUUCCCAGUGAGAGUGAGAUGUCGGAGCACAAAUUAACUCAUCCGUUCAUUGAGUUCCCGAAUGAGGACACGCCUAGUAGGAUAUUCUUUAAGUAAACGAUUAUAUCUUGCCUAUUUAUUUGUUCUGUUGUAGUGAUGUUACUUUUUUAUAAAAAGGCAUUAUUAUCUUUUGUGUGGAGAUGAGUUAUUACAAGUUGUGCUGGUCACAUAUUACUACAGAUGUUUAAUGUCACGAACGCGGCUGACCCAUUUAAGUGUGUGUGUAAGUAUACAUGCACAAUGUCUGUGUACGCGUAUAUUUAACACAUACAAGUAUCUCACACCCGCUUUCAAUCGAGUGCCUAAUAUUGAUAACUUUAAUAUUUUUUAAUGACUGUUCAUAGUAGUCUUCCAAUAAAAUUUAAACGUAUAUAAAAGACGGUAAUAACGUUAAAUAAGUAGAAUUUAAAAAAUAUAAUUGCAGAUGUGCUUAAUAUGCCAGAUAUACUGAGUUUUUUUUUUGAGUAAUAUCACUACAAUUAGAACAUAAUUAAUUUAAUUAAGUAAUAAAACUUAUCGGCUUGUGUAUAGUAAGUUUUUGUUAAGCAUUUAUCUGUUGGCGGGGUAUUUAUAUUACAACGGUGAAGACACCGCUUUUUACUAGUCUACUUUAUAUUAAUUGUAUUGUUAUGCUAAAAUAAUUUGGGUGCGUCCUACGUGGGUGAAUCGCGAACACGAGGCGAUCCGAAGCGAAUUGAUAGAUGUACCUACGCUAUGCAGUAAAAAUAGGGGUACCGAAUGUUUUGUGCAGUUGACAGCUGUCAGUUUUCAAGGGAAAACAUUCUGCACCAAAAAUGGUCUAGCUAUACAGCUCAACAUCACGUAGGCCACUUCAAACGAAAUCGUCUAUUAAUAGUUUUCGCGCUACUUCGCGUUCGCAUCUAAAUCUUUCACCUAGGACGCACCGUAAAACGUAACGGUUACUUACGAUUGUUUCACAAAAUGUCGUUAUUAAUAUUCUUUUUAAUUAUUUUUUUAUGUCGGUGAACGUACUGAUUUUAACUUUAAAAAAAGUUGUUACAAAAAAUAGCUUUUUUUCUAUCGCUUUUGCUAUAUAAAGCAAGUAUGUCACUAAAGCUGUUGGUUGUAUUUUUAUUAUUUUAUUUUUGUUCUACAACAAGAAAUGUUUCGUUUUACUUACGGACGGUAACUUUCAGAAGUUUAGGACGAUUAUUAUCUGAGGCUUAAAAAGCAAAGCAAUCCUUUAUUUCUAAUGGAACGGGACAUUUUUAACAUUGGUUGGGCGUGAUUAAUACUUAUUCACAAAUUCAUAUUUUUACUUAUUUUGCGUUUAGUCAAUUUUAUAGAAGGGUGAAGACUUUUUAAUAUGAAUACUUUUAUCGCAACUGUUUGUUUUCAUAAUUAUUUUGAUACUUUUAAGCUGAUUUUUUAAUUGCGACUUAGAGGUUUUUCUUAUAAUUAGAAUUGAAGGUUUUUUUUGUUACUUUAUUUUUGCACUAAAAAGGUUAAGUUGCAUUUUUUUGUUUUAUUGUCACAAAUGAUUAUAUUUUGAGUGCUGAUUUGAUAACAAUUUGCUUAACAAUUUUGUACUUUAUCCUUUUUUUAACAACUGUUUAUGGAAAUUUUUAGUCCAUUUUCAGAAUAAUGUCUUUGUUUUUCUGUUUUUAACUUAAUUUUGGUACUUAUCAUUAAAGAGAAAAAUACAUUGAGUCUUAAGUAGAACAUAUUUAGAAUUUGAGAUUUUAAUUCUGAGUCUGGACUAAAAAUCUGGUGUGAUUCCUACUUUUUCAUAAAUAUUAUUUUGUAAAAUUUUUAUUCAUACAGAUAUUCAGUUUAAACUUCAGAGGAAAAAUUGUACUUAGUUUUGUAUGCCUUAAUUUAACCACAACCAGUUAAUUUUAUCAAAAAAGUCAUUUUCUUUUUGCACUUAAUUUUUUAUUUCGCCUUUUGCCGCAACUAAAUAGUAGUAAUAAUAAGUAGUAGUAGUGAAAUACCAAUUUUUUACUACCCUUUUUAUUCUGAGCCAGUCUUCGAGCAACACCGAUUGUGAGCCAGUUCCCAUUUAUAAUACCUACAGGGUUUGAGUCCCCGUUUAAUAUUUUUGAAUGAUUCUUAAACUGCGUUUUGAUAUUGGUUGUUAUAUUAUAUCAGUCGUAAAUAACUGCUUCGUGGGUCUAAAGAUUAGGACAUAAUGUUAUAAGCGAUGAAAGCGAAACGAUAGUAAACUAUAGCAAGCUAUAGUAAGUAAACUUGCAGUCUAUAGUAUCUAAAUUAUAGCAAUCUAUAUAGCAGACUAUAGCAAACUAUAGUAAAUUAUAGUUUCGCUUUCAUAUCGCUUAGCUUUCGCUUUGAUGUGCGAAGGCGUUAUAUAAGUUGUUGUGUAUUUCGGUGCCUGAUAUUAUUUUAGUUCUCGAAGUAGCGUAAAUGUGUAAGAGAUGAAAAAUAUAUUGUUUGUUGAACAACAGU